This is a messenger RNA of Haliotis rubra (blacklip abalone), 3501 nucleotides long. RefSeq names its product calpain-A-like. The transcript is spliced from 20 exons. Gene Ontology annotation, cellular component: cytoplasm. Gene Ontology annotation, molecular function: calcium ion binding; calcium-dependent cysteine-type endopeptidase activity. The coding region runs from base 388 to 2385 and encodes 665 amino acids. Gene Ontology annotation, biological process: proteolysis. The record is from RefSeq and is a predicted model, not a curated record. NCBI's taxonomy places the organism in Eukaryota, Metazoa, Mollusca, Gastropoda, Lepetellida, Haliotidae.
CGCUGAACUUUGAUAUAAGCUGUGACGGGGAGUCGGAUACGAGUCUCGCUGUACGAAGCAGCGGAUUUUGCUCUGUUUACCUGCUACAUUUUUUGCCUUGAAGGAAGCAGCCCAAGCUUGAUAGCGGCAAAUAUUUAACUACUCCUAGCUAGUCCGACCAGUGCGUCGGCCUGCACUCUACAAUGGCCAUUAUUUGACAAAUUCACCUAUCAAGUGUGUUAUAAUGAUGUCGACUGGACUCGGAACGUUUCACUGGAUGUUCAUAUACGCCGCCUCAUAACACGUACUUGACGUCACAAAUAUCGAUCGUCUGCUUCCCUGACCGCCGCCUGUCGUCUGCUCGCUCUAGGGUUGCGCGGGACAUACGCUAUAGGCAGGUAAAACAAAAUGUCCGACUAUAAAACACUGAAGGAGAGACAGCUGAGGAUUGGGGGGCUGUAUGAAGAUGACGAUUUCCCCGCUGAUGCCAGGUCGCUGUACUAUAAAGGGGAAGGGUCGCCAUACGUACAGUGGAAGAGACCUAAGGAAAUCGCCAAGGACCCCAAGUUUAUCGUCCAUGGAGCCAAGUACUAUGAUAUGCAGCAGGGGGAACUCGGUAACUGCUGGUUUGUGGCGGGAGCCGUUUCCCUGGCGAGUUACAACCGGAAGCUGUUCAACAGAGUCGUGCGCACUGACCAAGACUUUGACAAGGAUUACGCUGGGAUUUUCCGGUUCUAUUUCUGGCAGUACGGCGAGUGGCGGGAAGUCGUGAUUGAUGAUCGUCUGCCCACAAGGAGCGGCCAUCUUAUUUUCUGCAGCAAUGAGAAGGAGCCCAAUGAGUUCUGGUGUCCGCUCCUUGAGAAGGCUUAUGCCAAGCUGUAUGGCAGUUAUGAGGCCAUCGACGGAGGCCGGAUCCAUGAUGCUAUGGUAGACAUGACGGGUGGUAUAUCCGAGCUUAUCGACCUCGUUGAACACGUCCAGCCGCGGGACUCGCUUGCACGUGCCUUGCAGGACUGCAGCCAAAUGAACACCUUGAUUGGAGGGGCUAUAUUUAAAAAAAUCAAUUCCUUCCGUCGUGAGACCCGACGUCCCAACGGCUUGUAUGAAGGCCACGCCUACAGCAUCGUCGACAUGGUCACAGUAGAGUUACACGGGAAGGAGGUGUUAUUGUUGCGCCUGCGGAAUCCUUGGGGCAGGGGCGAGUGGAAUGGUGAUUGGUCGGACGGCGACCUGAACUGGAAGCUUAUUAGUCCAAAGAAUAGGUCGGAGAUCGACUACCACAAGAAGGCAGACGGAGAGUUCUGGAUCAGUAUUGAAGAUUUCCUCAGGAACAUUGACGAAAUCGAGAUGUGCCACCUUUACCCUGACGCCCUGACUCAGGAGAUUGCAGUGGACACGAAGAAGAAGCAGUGGGAACUGAAGGAGUUUCACGGCGCCUGGAUCCGAGGCGUCACAGCCGGAGGACCCCUGAAAAGUUUCACGUCAAGGUUGUUCUGGAAGAACCCCCAAUACAAGCUGAGGCUUGACAAGAUGGACACCAAGGCCAGCGUCGUUGUGUCUCUCAUGGAGGUCAGCAACAAACUUAUCAGGGAUGUGGCUGAUGUUGCUAUAGGAUUUGUAAUUUUCAAGCUGAAAGAAGGGAGACAACCCAACCGACUUUCUGGUGAGAACUUCUACGAGUACACCCCACAGUUGGAAGAGACGUCGGGGAAGUUUUGGCCUUACCGUGAGAGGACGCUGCGGUUUGAGUUGGAACCAGCAACAUACGUCAUUGUUCCAUCUACCUUCAAGUCGUCUAGUGAAGCCAAGUUCUAUCUCAGGGUCAUGGCGGAAGUUGCCCCGAAUGCAAGUCCAAUAGAAGAACCUACUGGUCCAAUUGGAGAUGACCAUGACUUGACGGCAGACACAAUGGAGACGUCCUUCAAGAAACACGCCGGAUCUGAUGGGAGAGUAGAUGCUUCUUCACUCCGGAACAUCCUCAGUGACACAAGGAAAGACGAGUAUGGAGCCAGCGACGGCUACAGCCUAGAGACAUGUCGCUGCCUCAUCGCCUUACACGAUUUUGAAGUUGAGGGGAUGUUGGAUCUGGCAAAGGCAAGAAAGUCCUGGGACACUGUCAAACUAUGGACGAGAGCCUUUAAAUCCUUUGAUGUGGAUAACACGAAGUCAAUAGACUCUUACGAGUUGGGAGAGCUUUACAAGAAAGUCGGGUUCGUUGUGCGGUCUGAGGUGCUGAAGGCGGUGGUGCGGAGAUACGGAGGGCGUGAUGGCCUUAUCAGGGAGGAUGACUUCAUCCAGAGCCUCUGUAAAAUCAUGACACUGUACUAUAUAUUCAAGGACAAUGCAAAGGAUCAGAAAGUUACAAUGGACUUAAACCAGUGGCUGACGAGCACACUGUACACCUAACUUCAAAGUGCGGUUGGUCACAGGGGUACUAACGCCGUCAACAAGUGCUUUGUGUGACAUGUAGAUGCAGAGUGUAUGUUCUCUUCAAUGGUUUUAUGAAAAUGUCAGUUGCAUAAUUCAUUUCCUUUUCAUUUCCAAUAUUAAUUCUGCUUUAUUUCCUCAGUAUUUCUAAACGGUUGUCUUUCAUUAUAUCUAGCAAUAAAUCACGUUUUUAUUUCCAUUCCUAAUAUAGGGGACAUGGCUGUGGUACUUGUUAUUAUUGGUAUUGAAUUCAAGGGGAAAGAUCCCUUGUGUAACACUGCUGAGCAUGAACUAGACGUUUUGGUUUAUGGUUAUUUUUGUAUAAAAAAACUUACAACGUUGCUAAUUUCAGAGUAAAUCUGUUAAAUAGUUGAGUUUAGUGAUAGUGUAAUAAUAUCAAAAUCUAGGGAUGGAAAUGUUCACUGCUCGGUGCACGGCAAGUGGGUUACUUAACACUAAAUCUGUCUCUGUAAAGCCACCAUAUUCUUUUACCAUUCCAAGUGCCCCGUAUGAUUAUACAUGUAUAUCAAAGUAUCAAAUAUGCAUGCCUCUCUUAAAAACAUAUCAGUAUGAUUGUGUACAAAUGGGUGGUGUCACUUUCUGUCAUAAUGUUAGAUGUCACCUUUUUAGCUUAAAUACUUUAUAUAUAGCACUAUACACUUUGAAUAAUAAUGCAUUUAAUUAUUUUUGAGUGCGUAAUAUAUUGACAUAUAUUUCGUCCGUCUCUUUGUCAUGCAUUUUAACAUGUAUUUGUUGGGCAGCUGGCAUGUACCUAAAACAUGUGUGUCAAGCAAUGAAUGUUUUCACAAGUCAGCCUCAAAUGGAACCGCUAAAUCAACUGAAAAUGAACUUACUGUGCAACAUAUGUACAGUAAAUAUUGUAUAUUCGUGUGUUAAAAAGAACGUCAGUGCAGUGAUUCGGCCUACCAAUAUUGGGGUUAUAAUUAAGUAGUGUUCUAGAAGCUGCAGUAUGGAAGAAGAAAACUGACUCCUGAAAUCCAAAAGCCACCGCUGUCUUUAAGAAUCGUGUUAAUUUUGAAAGUUUAAAUGUAUGUUUGUAUUUUCUAUACAAAAUAAAAUCUAUUUUCCACAAAA